AUGGAGAACUGGGCAGGUGGGGCUGAGGCCGAGGAUCGUCACGCCCACGGGCCUUGGAGCCCGGAGGGGGAGGCCCAGGCGGAGAGCCUGGCGCUCCUCUCCUUGAACAGCAGUGACCACAGGACCGGGUCUCCCCUGGGCGCUCCGUCUGACCUGUCCAGCUCCAGGACCGUGUGCGCUGCAGGGCUGGCCAUGGCGCCUCCCCCCGCCCGUUUCCUGGGCCUCGUGCUCUGCCUGGCCCCGGCCGUCCACCUCGGGGACGGGGCCCCGCCCGCACCCUCCAUCGGGGCCGAGCCGGGGCCUGUGAUCCGCCGGGGACAGCCUGUGACCAUCGUGUGCCGGGGCCCAGCUGGGGCUGACCUGUUCCGUCUGGUGGAAAAGGAGAAUGUACCUGCUUAUCGGGAUCAGGAAAUCUCUUCUCCACAUGGCUCACAGGGGACAGAGGCCAGAUUCCGCAUCCCCGCAGUGAAUGAAGACACGGCUGGGACUUAUCACUGCCUGUAUCUCAAAGUGACCAAUUCAUCGCAGUGGUCUGCGCGCAGUGACCCCCUGGAACUGCAGGUGACCGAUGAGGACGUCUCCACUCCACCUUCAGGGCCACGGAGGAGCAGCUCGGUGCUGACCCGUGAGGUCGAGGUCAAGGUCAUGGAGACUGAGGAAGGGCGGAAGGCAUUUCAGGCCCUGAAGGAAGCCCUUGCCUCGGCCCUGGCAUUGGCCUUGCCCAACCCAGCCAAGCCGUUCCUCCUCUAUGUGGCUGAAAAACAAGGAAUGGCCUUGGGAGUGUUGAGCCAGACCCUGGGCCCUUGGAAGAGGCCGGUGGCCUACCUGUCAAAGAAACUAGACCCGGUGGCAUCAGGAUGGCCAGCCUGCCUGAGGGCCAUAGCGGCUACCUCAGUCCUGGUGAAGGAGGUGAGUAAGCUAACCUUGGGGCAAGACAUCCAAGUAGUCGGGGAACACUAUGUCGAGCAAGUACUCCGUGCACCGCCUGGUCGUUGGUUGACCAACGCACGACUGACCCAAUAUCAGGCUCAGCUCCUGAACCCCCUGGCUGUCAGAUUCCUUAAGACGACUGCCCUGAACCCGGCCACCAUGCUACCAGUCCCCGAAUCGGGAGUGACUCAUUGCUGCCCCCAUGUCCUGGAAGCGGUAGCCGGAACGCGGCCUGACCUGCGGGACCUGGCAUACGAGAACGCGGACCUAACCUGGUACACAGACGGCAGCAGCUUCGUAAACAACGGACUCAGGUAUGCUGGGGCAGCCGUGACAACAGCGGACGAGGUGGUAUGGAAACAAGCUCUGCCCAAGGGGACAUUGGCCCAGAGAGCAGAGUUGGUCGCGCUCACCCAAGCCCUCCGGAUGGCCGAAGGAAGGACGGUCAACAUUUACACGGACAGCAGGUAUGCUUUUGCAACAGCCCAUGUGCAUGGGGCCAUCUACCGGGAGCGCGGGCUGCUGACGGCUGGAGGUAAGGAAAUCAAUCGCCAGGAAAUCCUAGAACUGCUGGAUGCGCUGUGGAUGCCCAAGAAGGUAGCCAUCAUUCACUGCCGAGGGCACCAGAGAGGAAGUGACCCCGUGGCAAGGGGUAACGCCCUGGCUGAUCUGGCGGCCAAAGAGGCGGCGAAGGAAAGGAAGCUGGAGAAGCAGGGGGAAGGAUAUAGGGCUCGAUGUACCCCAUACACAGGAGGCUGGACGCCUUACGAAAUCAUGUACGGGCAGCCUGUGCCACUAGUGCCCAAGCUGACUAGAGAGGAGAUAGAGGCCUCUAAUCAUAACUUUCUAAAGUCCUUACAGGCACUGCAGGCCCUCAGAGAAGAAGUCCGGAGCCUACGAAGGGAGGAGAAGGAGGCAAAUGAAAGAGGUGGCACUGGCGAAGGCUUCAGGCAACACGAGGAGGACAUCGAGGACGAGGGGCUUGGCCUCAUUCCUCCCAGAAAGGCCGGCCCAACCCAUCAGCGCUGUUGUGAGAAACAGGAAACUAGAGAUGGGGCGUCCUGCCUUCGCGGCGGGGACCCAGAAGGAGCCCCCGCCUCCUGGAAUUACACGAUGGAGAACUGUGUCCGCAUCGGCCUGGCUGGCGCGGUCUUGCUGAUCCUGGUGGCGAUUCUGGCAGAGGCUGGGCACAGCCGGCGCAGGUGGCCACACAGACCAUAG
Messenger RNA from Pteronotus mesoamericanus, 2151 nucleotides. RefSeq lists its product as uncharacterized. Gene Ontology annotation, molecular function: RNA-DNA hybrid ribonuclease activity; nucleic acid binding. The coding region runs from base 1 to 2151 and encodes 716 amino acids. The record is from RefSeq and is a predicted model, not a curated record. The transcript is spliced from 9 exons. Gene Ontology annotation, cellular component: plasma membrane. NCBI's taxonomy places the organism in Eukaryota, Metazoa, Chordata, Mammalia, Chiroptera, Mormoopidae.